Molecule: messenger RNA, 3344 nt
Organism: Drosophila willistoni
Lineage: Eukaryota; Metazoa; Arthropoda; Insecta; Diptera; Drosophilidae
Gene: MetRS
Product: methionine--tRNA ligase, cytoplasmic
Exons: 6
Coding region: 133-3183 (1016 amino acids)
Biological process (GO): methionyl-tRNA aminoacylation
Cellular component (GO): aminoacyl-tRNA synthetase multienzyme complex; cytosol
Molecular function (GO): methionine-tRNA ligase activity; ATP binding
Source: RefSeq, a predicted model, not a curated record
CACUAUCGAGUUUGGUCCCAUCUCUAACAGAGCAUGCUAGCAGACCAUAGCGAAAAUUUUUUUUUAAUUUAAACCGCAUUUAUUGCCACGUAAAUUGAAUUAAAAGUAGUUAGAUUGCUUCUUCGGACCACAAUGAUCAUCUACACGAACGAGGGCAAUCCAUUGGGAUUACAGCUGCAGAUACUAGCCAAGUUUGCGAAGCGCGAGGUGCAGGUGCAGUUGGUUAACCUAAAUGAUUCAAAAUACAAGCAUUUGCUGGUAUUACCCACGUUGGAGCUGGACAAUGGAUUGCAAUUAUUCUCAACGGCAGCCAUAGCCAAAUAUCUUCUAGCGGAUGAAGGCCAGCAGAGGGAUGAGUGGCUGGAAUGGUCGACCACAUUACUGGCUCCUGCUUUGGCCCAUCACAUGGGUGUGGGCCAUAAGGCCGAUCCCAAUGCCUUGCCUGUGCUUAAUGGACUGGUAAAGAAACUGGAUGAUCAUUUGAAAUCAUCACCAUAUUUGGCUGGCGAUAAAAUAACAUCAGCCGAUUUGGCUGUCUGGUCACUGUUGGCCCCCGAUGGCACUCUCAAGGGUGCCCAAAAUGUGGAUCAUCUGAGGGAUUGGUAUGGCCGUUUGAAGGUUUUACCCGAAGUGCAGCAGGUACUGCAACAGCAGCCUCUCAAAGAUCUCAGCUUCAAUGCUCUGCAGCAAUCCAAUCGAUAUGGCGGCUUACAUCACAUCACUCUGAAGCGACCCAGUCUUGUGGAUGCUGGCAAACUCCUUGCAGAAACUGGCAACACAUUGGCCGACACCAUAACCGAUGAGGAAAUUGAAGCGGCACGAACAGCCUUCACUUAUGUGGAGCCCAAGAAACUGCUGGAGCCACGUACGGUUCUGCCCAAGGCCGGAGAACGCAAUGUUCUGAUCACUUCCGCCCUGCCCUAUGUAAACAAUGUUCCUCAUUUGGGUAACAUAAUUGGUUGCGUUCUAUCGGCGGAUAUUUUUGCCCGGUACUCCCGUUCGGCUGGCUACAAUACACUCCUAAUCUGUGGCACUGAUGAAUAUGGCACAGCUACCGAGAACAAGGCUCUGGCCGAGAAUCUAACACCGCGCGAAAUUUGUGACAAGUAUUUCGAGCUGCAUAAUGCAAUUUAUCGUUGGUUUGGCAUUGGCUUUGAUUACUUUGGACGAACCACCCAUCAGGAGCAGACAGAAAUUGUUCAAGAGGCUUUCAAGGAUGUGCACAGUGCAGGAUAUAUCAUUACGGAGAGUGUGGAGCAGUUGCUCUGCCAGAAAUGUGAUCGGUUUCUGGCUGAUCGAUUUGUGGAAGGUACUUGCCCACAUCCAGGCUGCGGCUAUGAAGAUGCACGUGGUGAUCAGUGUGACAAAUGUGGCAAGCUGGUAAAUGCCACAGAAUUGAUACGUCCACGUUGCAAGGUGUGCAACAGUGCUCCAGUAUUGCGUUCCUCGGAUCAGCUAUUUAUUGAUCUGCCCAAGGCGGAGCCCAAAUUGCGUGAGUGGGUGGACAAGGCGGACAAUGGUUGGACUCACAAUGCUCGUGUGAUUACCCGAGCUUGGCUACGUGAAGGUCUCAAGCCACGCUGUAUUACCCGAGAUCUGAAAUGGGGUAUUCCUGUGCCCCAUGCUGGUUUCGAGAAGAAGGUCUUCUAUGUGUGGUUCGAUGCUCCAUUCGGUUAUGUGUCCAUGACUAAGCGUUACACCAAGGAUUAUCAGCAAUGGUGGCAGCCAGCCAAGGGCACUGACGUCGAGCUCUUCCAAUUCAUGGCUAAGGAUAAUGUGCCCUUCCAUUCGGUGGUGUGGCCUAGUGUCCUCCUAGCCAUUAACAAGGGUCACACUUUAGUGUCCCAUAUCAUGGCCACCGAGUAUCUGAACUAUGAAGAUGGCAAAUUCAGCAAGAGUCGAGGCAUUGGUGUCUUUGGCAAUGAUGCCCAAGAGACUGGCAUACCAGCAGAUGUCUGGCGUUUUUAUCUCGCCUCGGCUCGUCCAGAGGGUCAGGAUUCGAGUUUCAGUUGGAACGAUUUGGCAGCGCGCAACAAUUCCGAGUUGCUCAACAACUUGGGCAACUUUGUGAACCGCGCCUUGGUCUUCUGUGAGAAGAACUUUAACAGUUUGGUACCAGAAGUUGUGCUUACCCAGGAUGAAUUGAUAUUGCUGGCUCUAAUCAACAGAGAGUUGCGUGGUUACAUCAACUCCUUGGAGAAGGCAAAACUACGUGAUGGUAUACGUCAUCUACUAGCCAUUUCCCGUCAUGGCAAUGGCUAUAUGCAGACCCAACAACCUUGGGUCCUGCUCAAGGGCGAUGAGACACAGAAGAAGAGAGCUGCCACGAUUAUUGGCUUGUCCGCCAAUAUAGCCUGUCUGUUAGCCAAUCUCCUGUUCCCCUAUAUGCCAUCCACUGCAAGAACAUUGUUCGAUCAGUUGAAUUCCAAGCAAACAACUCUCAAUGCCAGCAAACCUUUGGCUACUCUGCUCCUGCCAGCUGGACACAAGAUUGGAAAACCUGCACCGCUCUUUGCUAAACUGGAACAGGCCUUCAUCGAUGAGCUGAAGGGUAAAUACGGUGGAGUUCAGGCCCAAACUGAGUCAGCGAAAUCCGACCAAUUAAGUGUUGCUGAUCUAGAGCAGGCCAUCCAAGCGCAGGGUAACAAAGUGAGAGAACUUAAGGCCAGCACCAAGGAUAAAUCUGUUUGGCAGCCAGAAGUCAACAAAUUGUUGGAGCUUAAAAAGCAACUGGAGGCUGCCCAGAAAGCUGCUCCAUCUGCUGUCCAAGCACCCACUAAAUCUGGUACUCCAUCGGUGCAGGAUCUAGAAAAAGCUGUGCAGGCUCAAGGCGAAAAAGUGCGACAACUUAAAAGCAGCACAAAAGAUAAGUCUGUUUGGCAACCCGAGGUAAAUGUAUUACUUGACCUCAAAAAGCAAUUGGAGGCUGCCCAAAAAACUGCUUCGGCUGCUCCUGUUCCUGCGGCUUCAGCGCCAGCUACACCAAAUGGUGAACAGGUUAAAGCGCUGGAAAAUAAAAUCGCUCAGCAGGGCGAGAAGGUGCGGACCCUUAAGGCCAGUGGAGAUGCUACGGUUUGGAAACCAGAAGUCGAAAUUCUGUUGUCACUGAAGAAGGAAUUGGCCACACUCACUGGUGUACCAGCAGCUGCUCCGGCGCAGGGCAAAAGCAAGAAAAAGAAGUAAACAAUGGAGGAGGCGGAGAAAGAUUCAUUUCUCUUUUCAGUACACUAUUCAUCCACUUUACCUCAAAUAUUUCUAAUCAGUCAAGGACUUGCACAUUUCUAUUCAUUUUGUUUAAGUUUUUCGUUUUGCAUUAAAACAAUUCUUUGUAUUUAUUUGCUUAA